AUGAAUAAAGCAAUUCUCUUAGCAUUUCUCGUAGCCACAUCAAUGACUUAUUAUCAAACUCUAGCUCAAGAAGAAGAGAUAAGUCCAUCUCCACAACAAUUUGCAGAUCCUAUAGCUGCAGCUUAUGAUCAUGAACUCGUAGGCCACAUGACGAAACAACAUAUUGGGAAAGAUUGUCACGAAGGACUGAUGAAUUUAGCUUUCUCUACUUAUGAGUUAAAAGAUAUUGCUAAUGAAAUUCUUCCUAGAAGCAAGAAGAUUUGGAACCAAUGUGUUCAAACUACUGCUGCUAUGAUUGGUGCACCUAUGUCUUUGGAAACUUGA
Molecule: messenger RNA, 324 nt
Organism: Arabis nemorensis
Lineage: Eukaryota; Viridiplantae; Streptophyta; Magnoliopsida; Brassicales; Brassicaceae
Source: the annotation of a GenBank genome assembly